Messenger RNA from Closterium sp. Naga37s-1, 858 nucleotides. The record is from the annotation of a GenBank genome assembly. Lineage: Eukaryota; Viridiplantae; Streptophyta; Zygnematophyceae; Desmidiales; Closteriaceae.
AUGUCUGUUUCGGCUGUGCUUCAUACGGAGCCGUUGGUUCCACGACUGCAUGCAGCCGCCAUCUGCCAUGAGCAACUCUCCGCCGUGUUCACCCCCGCCUCCCCCCCUUCCCCCCACCCGAUGCGCGCCCCCAGGCACCGUGACGGCGCUGCUUCGCUGGCCCACCGCUCCCCCGGGGCGGACGAGUACAUUCAGAGGGCGCUCGUGGAGGAGGACGUGGGGGGGCGGGAGGGCAGCGCGGAGGGGGACACGGGGAGGGUGGGGGAAGCUGCAGGGGAGGAGGGGCGCAGGCUGUAUUCGCGUGGUGACUUUGCAGCGGCUAAGGCCAAGUCCCUUGACGCCUAUCUGACCACCAAGGUGGGCAUGUUUCCGGACGUCCUUGAGAGGCUGGCUCUGCGGCAUCUGGAGCAGGGCGACCAGGUGUCAGCGCUGGUGGCGGGGGAGUUCUAUGCGCGCAAGCACUUCCCGGGCUUCGCACAUCCCUUCACCUUCAACGCGCAGCUGCUGCUCAGAGUUGGAAGGCCAACAGAGGCGAGGGAUGCAGCGCGCAUUGCACUCAAGUCCCCCUGGUGGACUCUGGGGGCCUCGUACCAGGAGGUGGCGGAGCUGGCGGGGUACGGGGACUCGCAGCUGGAGUAUGCAUUGGAGCGGCUGACAGAGGAGGGCAGGAAGGAGGACGUCAACAAGGGCAAGGCGGAGGCGCAGGUGGCAUUGGACCAGGCAGCCUUUCUGCUGGACGUGGCAGCAGCAGAGGGCACGUGGGACGAGACGCGUGAGCAGCUGGCAGGGCUGUACCGAGAAGCAGGGGUGGAGGAGAUGGCCUCGUUUGUCCUCGCUGGACCGCCAACCUCAACAUAG